ACACGCCCCUUCUUCUUUUAAAGCCAUGCGGUUGGUUUCGAUGAUAAAUAACAGGAAUCUAUGACGAAAAGCUUUUUUCUAACAUUAUUUUGAUCCCCCUCAACACGAAAGGAAGCACAGGACACCAUGCAGUCCCGAGGCGUCGUGGAGCUCCAGCAGCAGGUGGAGACGCUGCUCGGGACUCUGGUGAAAGCGGCCGCGGUGGAGUUGACCAAACUAUUCGAGAGCACGUACUUAGCCUCCACUGCAGCCACAGACACGGGCCUCAGGGACGACCAGAGCGGAAGUGUGAAGGCAUUCUACCCUUUAAAUGGUGCAGAGGGUAAACAAAGUAUCGGCGUGCAAGUGGAUGUUGUUGACUGUACGUCGACAGCUUUGCAUGACCCCCUCUUGUGCUCACAUGAGGCUGGUCUUAAGGUGGGUGGCCUUAUGCCUUCAGGGCUUCUCCUGGCUGAAGAUGAAGCCUCCAUGAACCCCCUCUGGUCACCGAUGAAUACACAUCAGGAUGUUGCUGACACUGGAGACCUGUUGCAGACUUUUCUUCAAAUUGACGCUACAGCUCCGAAUCACUCCGAGUCAGAGUCACACAUAAAAAAUGACUCUCCGGGUGAACCCAAGGCAUCUUCAGACAAAUCUCUUGAAAGCCCAUCACGGUCUUCCGGUAAAAAGAAGGUGUAUGUAAUACAACCGAGCAUCAGUGAUGGCACAUUGGAUCAGACAAAGUUUGUUUGCCCAAUAAUACUCAAGACUCAGUCUUCUAACGCAGAGCCUGAGAGCUCGGAGCAGUCCAUUCAUAUUGAGCCACAGCAAGCCAAAGUAAGCACCGCUAAAGGCAAGGCCUAUAGCCCAUCUCUGUCUGAUGGGACAGUUACCCCUGCUCAGGCGGGUGUGUCUCCCCAAAACCAGCCCUUGAUAAAGCUACAGUCUCUAGAUAUGAAGCUACUAAAGCCAUGUACGGUACAACUGGUCAAUCUGCUGUCUGUGCCCCAGGUUGGGGCUGUGAAUGAAAAAGCAGGGUGGUCUGUACCCAGGGACCUUCGACCUCACCAGAGUCUUCACACGGGCCAUCGUCUGUGCUGCUUCACAAAAUGUGACAACGGUGUGUGGCGCCUGCAGAAGAUUGUAACUCACUCUCGAAGCGGCUACGCAUGCAGCAAAUGUGGGAAAACGUUUAAGCACAGGAAGAUUUUGAGGCGCCACGAGCGUUUCCACACGGGAGAAAAGCCCUACAUGUGCUCACACUGCUCCAAGACAUUUGCCUUGAGGAAGAGCCUCCGGCGUCACCUACGCUUCCACUCGGGAGAGCGGCCAUACAGCUGUGCUCAGUGUGGGAAGUGUUUCCGACUCCGAGAGAACCUCAAGACUCACCUGCGCUUCCAUUCGGGGGAGAAGCCAUACUGCUGCUUGGCCUGUGGGAAAACCUUUAGGAUCCAGAAGAACCUGGAAAAGCACACGCUGAGCCAGUGUGGCUUUUUUGUCCCCUCCUUCAGGACCAUCGCUGGCUUGUAGCUAUCACCACUGCCUCGUGGGACGUGCAGCUCUACCUCAGGGAGACUUAAAGGCCACUCAAGAAUACUGGAGAUCAACACAGCAGAAAGUUACUUUUUAUAACACUGGAUCAUUCCUCCUAACUGAUUCUAUAUCUGUUGUUUACAUUUACUAUAAGAUCAAGAUAUGUAUAUGUAAGAGAUAUUUUAUUUUUACUUUUUGUAAUUUCUAUAUUAAUGGCAACAUGAUAAACUCAUUUAUAAUGUGGCUAAAACA
Boleophthalmus pectinirostris (great blue-spotted mudskipper) is the source of this 1764-nucleotide messenger RNA. RefSeq names its product zinc finger protein 79-like. Gene Ontology annotation, biological process: regulation of transcription by RNA polymerase II. The coding region runs from base 127 to 1509 and encodes 460 amino acids. Gene Ontology annotation, molecular function: DNA-binding transcription factor activity, RNA polymerase II-specific; RNA polymerase II cis-regulatory region sequence-specific DNA binding. The transcript has 4 exons. The record is from RefSeq and is a predicted model, not a curated record. Lineage: Eukaryota; Metazoa; Chordata; Actinopteri; Gobiiformes; Gobiidae.